Molecule: messenger RNA, 6753 nt
Organism: Micropterus dolomieu (smallmouth bass)
Lineage: Eukaryota; Metazoa; Chordata; Actinopteri; Centrarchiformes; Centrarchidae
Product: spermatid perinuclear RNA-binding protein-like
Exons: 18
Coding region: 146-2248 (700 amino acids)
Cellular component (GO): precatalytic spliceosome
Molecular function (GO): single-stranded RNA binding; double-stranded RNA binding
Source: RefSeq, a predicted model, not a curated record
CACCCGACCUCGUCCCUCUGCGAUGAGACUCUGACUGAGAAGCCAACAGCCGAGAGACGUUUGACUGCAUGAAGAGGCCGAGUGACGGGACCCUGGUCCUCACAUAGACCCCUCCCACGACCCCCCCCCCCCUCGCUGCCUGGACAUGAGGUCGUUCCGGUCAUUUGCAAACGACGACCGCCAUGUCAUGGCAAAGCACGCCAGCAUCUAUCCGGCACCGGAGGAGUUGGAGGCCGUCCAGACGCUGGUGUCCACCGUGGAGGGAGCCCUCAAGAAGGUCUCUGAUUGGAUGGAUGACCUCAACAAAUCCUCAGGGAAGACCUCCACCAAUAACGUGGCUGGAGACAGCACAGUGGAGAAAGAUGCUUCAGAGAUGAAACCGGAUGGCACGUCGGUGCUGUGCGGGGUGACACGUGUCGGUCUGGUGGCUAAAGGCCUGCUGAUCAAAGGGGACAUGGACCUGGAACUGGUGCUGAUGUGUAGGGAGAAACCCACCAAACUGCUGCUGUACACUAUCAGCGCCAACCUCCCCCUGCAGAUCCAGACAAUGACGGAGGACAAAUACGAAGUGCAGUCGUGUGUCCCGGAGGCUGCCAUCCGGGUCUGCAGCACCAAAGACCCCCAACUCGAGCUGAAGAUCACCCUCUCCUCCCUAACCAUGAGGGAGGAACACAGCACCAUAGAAGAAGAGGAGGGCGAUCAGGACGGCAACAAGGAGAGGCAGGAGGACGAAGUGAAGCAGGAGGAGGAAGAUGUCCUGGACAGGGAGAAGUGCCAGGCUGCGCUGGCUUCGCUCCGACACGCCAAAUGGUUCCAGGCCAGAGUCACAGAUCUCAAGUCCUGCGUCAUCGUCUUGAGGAUUUUCAGAGACAUGUGCAACAGACUGCCUGCGUGGCAGCCUCUCAAAGGAUGGCCUCUGGAGCUGAUCUGUGAAAAGGCCAUAGCCACCUGUAACCGGCCGCUGGGUCCAGGUGAGGCCUUGCGUCGCGUCAUGGAGUGCAUCGCCUCAGGGAUUCUCCUGCCAGGAGGUCCAGGAGUUCAUGACCCCUGUGAGAGGGAACCCUCAGACGUCCUGUCUGACCUCAGCACCCAGCAGGCUGACGCCAUCACAGACAGCGCACAGUAUGCAUUGCGCCUCCUAGCCUUUGGACAGCUUUACAAGGUCUUGAAUAUGGAUCCUCUCCCCGCCAGCAAGCCCUCACCAAGGCUGUUAGAAGGCGGCUGUCAGAAGAGGCUUCGGGAGGACGUCGGGUCAGAUGACAGAGACUUCAUCAAAAGGAUGAAAGUCCUGGACUGGAGGAUGAUGGAUCCAAACCACCCCAUGAACGCUCUGAUGCGUCUAAAUCAGAUCCACCCAGGCCUUCAGUACCGCAUGCUGUCCCAGUCCGGCCCGGUGCACGCUCCAGUCUUCACUAUGUCUGUGGACAUCCAGGGAACCACCUACCAGGCGACCGGGAACUCUAAGAGAACCGCCAAGCUCCAAGUAGCCCUCAAGGCGCUGCAGGCUCUGGGCUACGUGCUCGGCAGCGAGGCCGACGUGGACUCGCUGAGCGCCGACGAGAAGUCAGAUGGCGAAGGCAAGAACGACAGGAUGUCCACCAGCUCCAGCUCCACCUCCAUCACCUCCUCCACAGACACACAGGAGUCCAGAGCUCCAGGUCCGAUUCUGACGGCGGGAGGGAAAAACCCAGUGAUGGAGCUGAAUGAGAAACGCCGGGGCCUCAAAUACGAGCUGAUAUCAGAGAGCGGCAGCAGCUACGACAAACGCUUCAUCAUAGAGGUGGAGGUGGACAAGCAGGUUUUUCGGGGGACGGGUCCCAAUAAGAAAGUAGCUAAAGCCAGCGCAGCACUAGCCGCCCUGAACAGCCUGUUCUCUGGCUCCAAAUCUACGAGCAACAAGAAGAAACGGCCCAACAACCCUCCUCUAAAGCGACCCAUAGCCUCGGUGCUGACCCUCCCGGCUCUCGCUGCCAGACCUCCACGAGUUCCCGUCAUCCCCAGAGCCCCAUACAUCAGCACCCCACCCACACAUGGAUACAUCCCCCCAGGUGUGUCUAUGACAAACCACCUAACACACCUCACACAGCAGCUCUGCAAUUUCACAUCAGGUUUUGGUGCUCCUUAUGGUUACAGCCCUGCAGGCGCCCUCCCUCCCUACGGCGGCCUGUACAUCGACAGUGCCUAUUACCAGCCGCAGACCAUAGCCACGCCUAUCAUCAUCCACUUGGGCCCCCAGGAUCUUUUCUGACCCCGCCGAUGUACCGAGACCAUACUCCGCAACAGCCUCGACCUCCUGUUUAAUCCCUCACCCUUAUUAAACCCUGUCAGCGCCUCUCAAUUACUGCGACACUGCUCCCCCAGGUUUCUCCUUCCGCACGAGACACAGCAGCAAUAUUGAAAGCAAUAUGGAGGAGAAAACACCUCGGGCAACAAUCUGUCAAGUCCAAGUCGGGUUUUAGUGAAGAAGAGGCCGCAGCUCAGACUUUGUUUGACCCAGCUCGUUCAGAGAAUGUCAAUAAAACACAAAGCAAUACUUCUUCUGCCUUCGGGAAUCUCAACGUGUUCCAAGCGACUUGACAUGAGUUGCUGGAUUCAAAACAGAUCACAACAAUGUCAAGUAUUCUAUGUAAAUACGAUAUUUACUAUCUGUAUAUAUGGCUGUAUGUGAGUUUUGAAUAUAUAUAUAUAUAUGAAAACAUGUUAAUAUGUUUGAAUAUGUAAAACCCAACAACGGGUAAGGAAACAUAUUUAUAAUAUAUCUCUCAAUGUAAAUAGUGACUGAAGUAGCUUUGUAUUUAAAACCCUCUCAGAUAUGCUAUCUAUAAAUAUUAAGAGUUAAAUACAUUUUACAAGCUGUCUAAUAACUGCUAACACUGUAUUGGUAUGUUAAUGGUAUAUAAUCCCUAUUUAAACAAGAUUACAUGUAGUAGACUAAGUAGUCAUUUUCCAUUUUGAACCACCAAGAUAAAUUUCACGCACAUUUGGACCUGGUUUUAAUCAUUUAUUCUCCUACUAUUCAGCUCUUAAGUUGGAGUUUGACAUCUGUUGUAAAUUCUGCUGCUGUGACACAUCUGGUGGGUUUUUGGUUUAAAUCGAUGGUUCCCAACCCAGGGGCAGGGGCCCCCACAAGAGGUCUCAGGACACAUCUUAGGGGAUCACAGGAUAUAAAGCAGAAUAUAAAUAUUUCUACACAUAAUUAUGUUUAUCUUUUACAGACUACUAAACCAGUGAUGAGGCAUCACAAAUAGAUUUUUCUUCGUUUUAAAGGUUCUCAAGACUAAAAUGUUGGGAACCACUGGUUUAAAUGGUUUCAGAUGAUCCACAAAGAAAAGGUGCAGGGUUUUUAGAAAGUUGUUAUUAACAAAUAUGAUAACUUUCAUCAUAUUUCUGGAAUAAAGCAUUUCACUGUAUACGUAAUUUUAUAUUUCAAUAAUAGUAAAUAUUAUAGAAAAUCAAUUGAGAAAUUGUGACAGUUAUGAAUGUCUGUCUUUGGCUAAUCUAAUUAUUUACCAGACAAGUGGAGGGAGUUCAUUAUGUGGGUGCAAAAGUCAAGUCUUGCUCAUUUGGCCACUAUUGUUUAACACACCCAGCGACAUUAAAAGGGAUGGACAUCUCUGUAUGGCACUAAAGAUGUUUAGCUUUUGCUUAAUUUGUUAGCAUUCAAGAACUACAGUACCCAUGGUGCUUUGAGAGUAUGGUCAUUACAAAUGUGAGACUCGGUUGAAUGCCAACAAGAUAAUCAUUUUAUCUUGGACAGAAAACCUCUGAAUCAUGUUUCAGCUAUAUAGAAACCCCCCAUAUAUAAAAAUACAUGGAGCAACAGAUGCUAGUGGAACAGAGCUUUUUAUAGGUUUGUGUAAUGAUUCAUUGUUUUCAGAAAAUUGUGGAACUUUUCCUCGAGAGAAUUCAUCAAAAUUAAUUUUAAUUGCCAAGAAACAGGUGAAAAGCAAUUUACAUGUUUACGUUAACGCCAAGUUACUGAAGAAAACUAGACACUGUUGGAAUAAAGGGAGCGCCAGUCCCAUUAGCACAUCACCGUACAACACAAAUUAUUUGAUUUGAAGCAAUGUUAAUGUUUUAAGAAGCGGUACCAGAUUAAAUGACAUGUUAAGAUGUUUUUGGUGCAUUAUUCCUCGCUGCAGCCUGACUGGAAAGCACAAGUGUCUAAAGCAAUAUUCAACUCAGGAACCUUCAAACCAUAAAAAACCACAGAAAUGCAAAAUUAAUCUGAUUAUGUGACACAAUCUGUCAACAAAGCUUCUCUGCUGUAGAUGACCCAGUGCUUCGACAGAAUGUGAAUGUCACUGUGGAUAUUUUAAAUAUUUUAAUGUAAUGUGCUGUACUCUUUAAGUGUUGAUGAAUGUUGCUGGUAGAAUGUAAACCCAAAUUUAACUUCUCCUGCAGAAGAUUACCAGGGCCAGAAAUCACUAAGGUCAAAAGGCCUCACUGAGGUUUAAGUGUAUAGUGUGCUUUUUUUGUUUUCUUUUAUGAUUUUAAGGUCUAAAUGUUGUCCACGAGCUUCUAGAUGUGGCUUAAAAAAUGUACAUGAGAGUAAUAACAAGGACUCUUUAAUUUCUUAAGUUGUAAAAACAGUCCUGGCCUCUGAAGUAUGGAAGUUCAUUCAUGACAAAACGUACAGCACUGAUUUGUGCCGUGAUUUAUCUCCAUGUAGAGCGCACAAAGAUAGAUGCUUUGAUGAGUUUUGUGCUGAGUUUAGAUACUUCUCAGCAGACAAAUAAGAUGAAUUUAAUGACAUGAAAGCACUAAAGAGGCAUCAACAGGACACCAAUGACGAAUGUGAUGGAGCAUGAUGGGAAGUAGCCUGACCGUUUGCAUGUGAGUGAUGUUUCCAAAACAGAAUAGAGGCAGGCGUUAUCAAUAAUACCUUCCAUCGCUAUGUCAUUUUAUAUCACAUUGAUCAUAAAUGUUCUGUAUAAUAAAUUCAAUUGAGAAUUGUUUCUAGAAAAAUUAACCAAAUGGGAAUGUUUUUAUCAAAUCCUGUAAAUUAGAUACCUGAUGAACUAAAGUAUUACCAGUGGUGGAAGAAGUACUCAGAUUUUAGAAUAGAAAGUAUUAGUAUCAAACUAUACUUAAAAUACCCAAAAUAAAAGUAUGUGUUCAUCAUUUAGUUAUUGCAACUGGAGCUUAUUUAAAUUACUUCAUAUACUGCUGGGUAGCUUGACCUAUAAUAAUACAUAAUUUUGUUAGUUGAUGUAUAUUUUGCAUUAAUAAUCUAAAUCCACAAUGUAACUUGUAACUAAAGCUGUCAAAUAAAUGUAGUGGAGUAGAAGUAUAAAGUAGCAUAAAAUGGAAAUACUAAAUGUACAUAGUUACAUUCCACCACUGGGCGUUCUUCAGAAAUCAUGUUAAUCCAAAAUUGCCAUUAAGCAGCUAGGCCGAAUCACCACUAUGUCAACCAGAGAUAUUAAAUAACCGCCUCGGAAAAAUAUCCAACAAUAGACAAAUAUUUUUAUUAUCACACGGUACUGUACGGUACAGGGGAGUUACCAUAAUUACCAUAGUUUCCAAUUUUUACGUACAGUUUAAGUUGUAAUCUGCAUUAUGUGGAUUUUACUGAACGCUCUGACAUAUCUGAUGCGGUGCUUAAUAACAUGGAAAUGCAUGAAAAGGCAAACUAUAUGGACGCCUCACAUCAGGUCCAUGUUCAGGGCAAUGAAGCCCAGAUUUUUGAAUAUAUUGGAUAUUAUUUUUCAACAUUUACCAAAUCUGCAAUUAGACAACCGUUUUAUUUGCCUGAUAAUAUGAACAUUUGCAUCUUGUAAACAUGGAAAUCCUAUCUGUACCAUCCAUCAUAUCAAUAUCACAUCUCCUCACCUUAACUGAGAGCAAAGGACACUACUGCUUCCUUAAAUCCAAAGACACAACUCAUCUGGCAGUUUGAUUACAUUCACCCUGUCGUCACUCUUUCUCCAAACCUAUUCUGUCUUUAAAUCUGCUAUUAAACUUUUCAGCUUCUUAACUGCUGUUUUGGUCUCGCUCAGUAGUUUUGUCUUUUCUGAACUUCCAUACUAAUAGUUCUGUACAGCUCCAGCAGUUUUCUGAUUUGUAUGGCUUUAAGUUUGGUUCUGGCAACAUAACCAGGAUUCUUGUCUUCAUUGGGUGAAAUCAGAAAUAAUUUUCUGAUUUGCCGUGCAAAAAUGUGCAAGAGUGUGCAAAAUAGAAUAGAAGAGGCAUAAAAAACAUUGAGAAAUGUGUGUGUGAUGUUUGUUUCUAACCUUGUCUUCAUCAGAGCGAGUGUUCCUCCUGUCACACUCGGCUGCUGCAAAGCUAAUUACAUCUGAGCGAACAAAAAGAGUGAAAGUAACGCCUGAUUACACACUGCGAGAAUAAAAUAACAGCCCAAACCACGACCACGAAAACCAGCUGUUUCUAUGAAAAGCUGUUGCACUUAAUGAGAAACAAAUGUGUAGGAAGACUAACUGCAGGAAGCUUAUUUGGUCUCCAGUAUCCCACUGAUGUUCCCCGAAUCUCACCUACAUGACACGUACAGCGGUUUGAACAUUACAACACAGGAGACUAAAAACACACUUGACACAUUUUAAUUUUCCACUGGAUCAAAAUCAGUACCACUUAUUGUCCGGGUAACAUCCAGUUUAUUGUUCUUGCCAGUAGCAUCACACAGCAGAUCAAAAUAAAACACUCCAUCAGUCAAAGUGUUGAUGUUUUUUCCCUGUUGGUUCAUGACUGGAAUGUUUAUUUCUAUUAAAUAAACAGUGAUUUGUUUGGCCUGAA